This is a messenger RNA of Morchella sextelata, 153 nucleotides long. RefSeq lists its product as uncharacterized. Bases 1 to 153 code for a protein of 50 amino acids. The record is from RefSeq and is a predicted model, not a curated record. The transcript has a single exon. NCBI's taxonomy places the organism in Eukaryota, Fungi, Ascomycota, Pezizomycetes, Pezizales, Morchellaceae.
AUGUCUAUCUUCGGAUUAUUUAUUCUCGCAUGCACCCCGGAUAAGCACCUUGAACGCAAAGCAUUCAAGAAGACUGAGGCCAGGAUGAAGUUACAAGAGGAGGCUCUCGAGAAAUCCAGACAUCUCUACUACAGAGUUGGAGGAUUCCGAUGA